Molecule: messenger RNA, 6726 nt
Organism: Ixodes scapularis (black-legged tick)
Lineage: Eukaryota; Metazoa; Arthropoda; Arachnida; Ixodida; Ixodidae
Gene: melt
Product: ventricular zone-expressed PH domain-containing protein homolog 1
Exons: 16
Coding region: 274-3180 (968 amino acids)
Biological process (GO): regulation of signal transduction
Cellular component (GO): plasma membrane
Molecular function (GO): phosphatidylinositol-5-phosphate binding
Source: RefSeq, a predicted model, not a curated record
AACCAACCCUGUAACAAACUACACACAAACAAACGAAUGUGCCACCGCAAGUGCCUUCCUUCCACUUUUGAAACUUUAUAAUUUACGGCGUGGAAAUGAACCAAUAUCGGUGAAAGUCAGCGCAAAGCCAGCUCGGACAACUCAGGAUUCAGUCGACCGUUCGGCAGUUCCGCUUUCGUGCCGACACGAAACCGAGCGUUGUAGACGGAUCGCCAACGUUGAGCUGCUCCUCCGCGUGCCAGGGUCAGCAGCGGAGCCGUAAACUAUGCCAGGAUGCACGAGCUGCUUGCCCAAGUGCUGGAGAACUGUGACCUGUCGCGCGCCGGCGACCUCUUCUCGGUGGACGACCAGAAGAUAGUGGGCGACCUGUCGGAAGUGCUCUCCAAGAUCCGGGAGAUCGCCAGCGCCUCCGACUUUCUGCACAGCAACAACAUCCAGAGCGUCGUCGAGAUAUGCAUCACCAGGGCCACCUCCGCCAUCCGGGACACGGGGACAAUAGAGCAGCACGCCCACGCCCUCGUGGCUCUGCUCGAAUCCUGCCUGAACCACGACCUGCGGCCCUCUUCCAAGGACGAGGAUCCCCCACAUGCCAAGAUUGCUUCAGACAUCGUUAGCUGCAUUUUCCUGAACCACAGCAAGAAGCCUGUGAUGAAGCUGGCCCUCCCCGUGGCCAUCAAGUUCCUCCACCGGGGCAACAAGGAGCUUAGUCACAAUCUGUCCAGCUACCUCUCCCUGGCCGCCGUGAACAAUGCCGAGCUGCUGUCCCCUCACGUCCAGCCCAUUGUGGACAGCGUCAUCAGUGGCAACUAUGCCCUGGCCAGAGUGCUCCCCUCCAUCUAUGUGGUGAAGAAGGAACCCAUUCACGACCACUUGAUGGCCCUCAUCUCCCUGCUGCCGCUCUGCGAAAGCGACGAGAAGCUCAACCUCCUCGCCCUCUUUGAGCUGGUGGCCAAGCACAAGCCGCAGCUGCUGGAGAGCAACCUGCCCCAGCUGAGCAGCUGCCUGGGCAGUGCUACCACGGCCGGCUCGGUGCUCAAGAUCUUCCAGGAGAUGGCGAGCGUCAAGCCCCAGCUGUUCACCGAGUACCUGCGCAAGAUGCGGGCCGUGGCACAGGCGCAGCCCGUGCACCUGGCCCUGGUGGCGCACAUCAUGGGCACCGUGGGCAGGCUCGGCACGGAGCGUGGACGCGAGUGCCUGGAGUUCCUGGUGUCCCAGCUGGCCAAGGGGGACCACAACACGCAGGUGACCCUGCUGCGGGAGGUGAAGCGCCUGACAGACGCCUUCCCGCCGCUGCUGGGCCCCUUCGUGCCCCAGGUGUGCGCGCAGGUGCCCGAGCCCGUGGCCUCCUCCACCAUACGCUUCUACCUGCAGCAGCUCAAGGCGGACGCCGCCACCGCCGCCCACAGGGCGCAGGUGGUGAACCAGACGGGGGGCGUGACCAUCGUCAAGGUGGGGGGCGGCGGCAGCCGUCAGGACCUGUCGUCCCGGGCGGGCAGCCGCAGCAGCGUGGCCCAGGCAGCCGCCCGGCACCAGCAGCAGCAGCUGCUGGUCUCGUGCUCCUCGCCGGAGGGUCCGGGCAACUCGCGUUCCCUGGGCCACCUAGGCUCCGGGCAGCAGCUGGCACACCGCAGCAUGGGCAGGCUGCCCUCCUCCUCCUCCGCCCACCACUCGCAGGGGGCCCAAGCCCAGAGCAGCGGCAGCCGCCUGAGCUCCCCGUGCGGCCUGCACAUGAGCCUGUCCAAGCUGAGCUCAAGCUCUCCCGUCAACCGCAGCCUGUCAGCCCUGAGCAGCCGCCACAACCUGAGCUCCUGCUCCUCGGCCCACACCAGCCGCGUGUCCAGCUGCGGGGUCACCGUCACCACCACCUCCACCCACAAGAGCAUGAGCAUCCCGACGCUGAUCGAGGAGGCGCAGUCGUCGCCUGCGCUGGGGGGCUGCCGGCGCCCCGUGAUGACGGUGUCCAUCACCAGCCACAUUCCCCGCCCGAUCCCCGAGCACUCCUCCGGGGGCGAGGGCUGCUCCCACAAGGGCCCAAGCCCCUCGCCCCCUCCCCUCCUGCCCCCCGGGUCCUCCUCCUCGGCCGUGGGGGGCGUGGCCUCGUGCUCCUCCUCCUCAGCCACACCCCCUCCCUACGGGGGCGGUGCCUCUUCCUCGUCCCGCCUCCUGGGCGGCCCCAACAGCAGCUCCCUGAGCUCGAGCGGCAACAACAACAGCCAGCACAAGGGCAGCGCGGGGGGCGGGGCCAGCUCCGCCACCGAGGACGACGCCGUGCUGCUUGUGCCCCGCAAGGUCCAGUCCAAUUCUCAGAGGAUAUCCGUGUUCGAGCCAUACCCAAUGCGGGACGCAGUCCAGCACUUCUGCGAGAAGCAUCUCGACAAAAUCAAAGCCUACAUGCAGACCAUCUUCGUCAAGCUACCGCUCCCCUCCAAGUGCACCAUCGAAGAACGGCGCUCUAAGAAGCACGCCAUCCUGCAGUUUGCCUGCCAAGGAAAGGGGGAGCACUGCCUGUACAGCAAGAGCCUGUUUGUCAUGAAGACCAAGAACCCCAGGAUAUGGAUACACCUUAUGUUUCUUGCACUCCAGGCUCGUGCCUCAAACGCGCUGAGUACGCGGGAGUCCUCGGUGAGCAGUCUGAAAAACUGCUGGGACACACUCAAAUACGACAACAAGUCAUUCCUGGCCCUGGUGACCUCUUCAUUCCCUUCCGCAAAGGACCAAGACAACCUGAUUGGGGAGCUGAGGUGCGAGAGGUUUUUUGAUGUGUUUGAGUACAACGGUCCCCUGACGCUGUGGGGCUGCUUCCUGUGCAACCACCCGGACAGGGCGCAGGGCUUCCUCCAGGAGGGCGGCGAGCCAGUCAUAGAGGGCCAGCUAAAAGAGAAGAAGAAAAAGUGGAAGCUCUUCAGGCACUGGAGGACGAGAUACUUCACCCUGUCAGGGGCACACCUUUCCUACAGAGGCCUGAAGGACGACAAGGAGGCACAACCCAUCGAAGUGAGUCAAAUCAGGAGCGUGCGUCCCAUCGGGAGUCGCGGCCGCAACAUCCCCAAGGCAUUCGAGAUCUUCACGUCGGACAAGACCUUUGUGCUCAAGGCCAAGGACAGCAAGAACACCGAGCAGUGGGUGCAGUGCCUGUCCAUAGCUCUUGCACGCUCGCAUGCCAAGGAAGUGGUCCACUGAGCGUGACCCCGACUCCAUGCGCACUGUCUGGUAUUAGUUUCCAAGGCCUGGCACGUCAUUCACUCAAGCCAGCAUUGUCAGCGGGAACCUAUUGCAGCUAGACCGAGCUUGGCUCGAAGAUUGUAUACUGCUACUAGUAUUUAUGAGCCGUUUAUCGUCGUGGCAGUGUUUUCUUUCUCGUGUUCCAUUGUAAAAUACUUAUCCCCGUGGUUUGAGCAGAGGAAUCUUCAAUCGGUGCCAGCUAAGUGAGCCAUUAUGUGCCUAGUGGUUUGGCGUCAAGGCUUGCAAACUUUCAAGAAGUUGCGAGCGCUUUCGGUUGCAUUUUUAAUGUGGCUGUGCAUUUGUUUCUGCCUGGAAAAAUUCUGUCUUGACUUUUUCUGAUGCACUCAACUGACACCUCAAGGUGGCCCGUGGCCCGUGGCCCAUUCAUGGCUCAACAUCGACUGUGGCCAUGCCUUUAGGACUGGAUAGAAAACUAAAGCUUUGAUGGUGGUGCGUAGAUUUUUCUCGUCGUCUGCACGUCUCAAGCUUCCCAGUGAACCUACCUCAAUGGCGCACUGAUUUGACCGCAUGACUAGAGUCUCAGUGCCUAAGCAAAAACAUGUAGGUCGAGAAUAUGCUCAAGGUGUAAGUCUGAUUUGUAAUUGGUCAUGCCCGAUUUAUCGGUUUUGUGGACGAAGCAUGGUACAUGCGAGUUUUCACAUCGCAGUGGCAGAUCUAAGUGGUUGGCUCUGAGAUCAUACCGAUGGCAUUUGUGGUUCCUAUGUAAAAAUUUCAGGUGCCUGAUGACAAACCUGUUAUACGUUUCACUUAACUGUUGGUGGGACCUGCUCAGGUUCCUGGGUUGCCCAGAGUGCAACUUUUACAUGCAAUUUGCUAUGACGUAAUAGUUUUUAGCUCAAUCUAUUGUGCCUAAUGCAAGACAGCUUUCACUUGUUUUGCUUUUUUCUAACUGCUGUAUUUAUAAAAGUGUGUGCCUUUAAUUCUAUGCAUUGUACGCUAAAUGUACCUUUAUUCCUAGGUUUAAUUUCUAGGCCCAAUUGUGUGUAUGUCUAGGUAUGAAAACGGCAUUGUCUCAAAGGAAGGUAGCCUUAACAUGGGGAACACGCUUUUAGGCUCCUGAGAGCAUUUGUUGGACACAUUUGACAUGCUCAGUUUUAGCUGUCUGAUAACAAUGUACUCAUUCUAAUAUCACCGAUUAGAUGGUCCACACCCAGAAAUUGCAGGCAAGCAAUGUGUGUUUUGACAGUAGUGACUAUUCUUUUGGCCUUUGACUUACAGUAACAUGUUUGUGGCAUGGUCUAGGGCAGCCGACAUAGACAUGAAGAAAUGAAGAAUUAAGAAGGCGAUGCAACGAUUUUUGUACUUUGCGCAAAUAUCGCUUAGAAUGGAUCCCCGACAUUAAUGACCUGUGAAACACGUUCGUUUUUCACCACACGCUAUCGAAGUCGCAGAAGAAAUAAAAGAAAAACGAGCAGCGUUCAACCUCCCAACUUGCAGCCAGAACAAGUGGCCACGUGAUCUGGAGCCGAUUAUAUGCCGCCAACGUUGAUCAUAGCGACGCGCUGGGGUUGGCAAAGCACAGAACACGGGCCGAGUUCCAGACGUUGUUAUGGUUCGGCUCUUGUCGUCAUUGCAGCGAUUGGAUACUGGCCACUACCUGGAUGCUUCUCGAGCUAUCGAUUAUGACGAGCCCAAAUCGAGUGCCCACGCAAUACUCGAGUCCUAUCUACGAGCCGCAUUCAAAUAUUGUCACUGGGCGGUACUGCGACCGCCCCCCUACAUCAUCAAGUUUUGCGAAGGAGACUCUGAAUGAAAACACUCACUUUUGUCCUUGAAAUUACGCCAGAACAAAGGAGUUUUUUGGCCAGUGGCGUUGCGUGCAAGUAUCCUUGAGUCCAACUAGUGCCAGUAAGCUCAUGUAAAGUGUAAAACAUUCCAAUUGAAUAUUGUUGCACCGCCCCUUCAAGUUGCAGCAUUUUUCCUGAGCUUGUUUUGGGGAGGGGUCAAGCACUAAAAGUUUGACAACACUCCUUUUCCAUUCUGUUUGCUUUCUAUGGGGGCUGGGCUAUCCGAGAUAUUAUGACAAUUUUUGAAGUAUGCCCAAGCAGCGCAAACACUCCUGCAUAACUUCAGCCAUAAGUGCACUUGCCCAUUGGAAUGCUCUGAAAUACAUAUGCCAAGCUUAAAGGCAACUCCGCUUAAUUCUAAAAAUUUAAGAAUGAGUGUUUAACAUUUAAAAACACUAAUAUAAAGCACUACAUCAUUUGUUUCACGAAAAAUAGGACAGAUAUUGUUAAAUCUUACUUUAAACAUAAGCAGAAAUCGAAACUGAAACUUCGGCUCCAUCUGGCAACAUUAGCCUUGGGCUGCCAAAAACGUGACUAUCACAUAGUACGAGAUGUCACGUGAUCCUCUACGCAACGACGGGCGAGAUUAGGGCGGGUUGGCAGGCCACCGUUGGGACUGUUGUGUGCCAGGUGCAAGUGUCAUCUGCACCGCAGUCUUCACUGCAGUAUUCACCAUGUUUUGGUGUUUACGACAUUCGACGACGUCUGCACAACUGCGGCAUCAGUCUGCUCGCGUAGUGUGAACGAAACUCCAAGAGACAAUAAUCCCAAAUGGUGAGAUGACGAUGGCAGUUCUGACUGAAGAGACAGCGGACUGCUGGACGACAAUGGCAGUUCUGACGUGGAAGACGGCAGAUGGCUGGACAGCUCCUAAGCGCGCUGCACAGGCGCAUUACGCUGAUCACGUGGACACUGCUGAGCACCGAGAGGAAAUGUCGCCCAAUACGCUUGCCCGAAUAAGUAAAAAACAAAAAGGGGCAAUGGUGAUGACGUUUAGCUCAAUGUUGGCUAUGCCAACGCCAUAGCCUUGACUGCGCUGUUGGUUGCGCCUCAAUUCGCCCACUAGAGUCGGCCGAUUGUGGUAACUUUGGCGCGUUGCAAGGUUUGCCAGACCGUUUCAAAACAUUUAGAACUAGGUCGUAAUAUUUGGCGUGUGGUCUUCCUAGGUGAUACUAAAGAGGACUACAUUGUUUUGCAAAAACAAAAAUGAAGCGGAGUUGUCUUUUCGACAAUUAUCCAGUUAGAACCAUCUAAAAAUGAGUUUGUGUCAUGCUGCCUUUCUUUUGCCAUCGGUUGAGACAUCUAGAGGAUGUGUGUGUAUGUGUGUGUCAGAUAUUGAUUUAUUGCUUUCCUGGUCAGGGUAAAUUCUACCAAAACUGGCAGGUGUACAUAAAGGUAUUUAUUGAAGGCAGUAUUCCUCACUGUACAAAGAUAAAACAAGUGCUACUCUCGCAACAGAAAAAUAAUAUGAAUGUUGACUUUGGGGGUGGCUGGGGCGGUCUCGGCGUCUGUUGUGUUUGUUGCUGGUCUUUCAAACUGGCAUUUCGAUGUGAAUGGUGUCCAUCGUGGGUAAAUCAAAACUACUUACUAUGCAUGCAUCUGCUGCUUCCCAGCAAAGUGCUUUUGCAUCGCCUGUCAUAUGUGUCGAGGCAUUCUAUGAUCUGUUAGAAAAUAAAGUCUACUUCCUUUGUGGAAA